Diceros bicornis minor is the source of this 1418-nucleotide messenger RNA. RefSeq names its product activating transcription factor 4 (gene ATF4). The coding region runs from base 285 to 1337 and encodes 350 amino acids. The record is from RefSeq and is a predicted model, not a curated record. Gene Ontology annotation, biological process: regulation of transcription by RNA polymerase II. Gene Ontology annotation, molecular function: DNA-binding transcription activator activity, RNA polymerase II-specific; RNA polymerase II transcription regulatory region sequence-specific DNA binding. NCBI's taxonomy places the organism in Eukaryota, Metazoa, Chordata, Mammalia, Perissodactyla, Rhinocerotidae. Gene Ontology annotation, cellular component: ATF4-CREB1 transcription factor complex; nucleus; ATF1-ATF4 transcription factor complex. The transcript is spliced from 3 exons.
GUCGCCAUUUCGCCUCUUUUCUCCUGCAGAUGUAGCUUGUUUCGCGCGCCCUCGUCCCCUCCUCUGCUCCCGCACGUUCGCGGACGCCAUGGCGUAUUAGAGGCAGCAGUGCCUGCGGCAGCGUUGGCCUUUGCAGCGGCGGCAGCAGCACCAGGCUCUGCAGCGGCACCCCCCACCGGCUUUAGCCAUGGCGCAUUUCACGGCAUCCAGCAGCAGCGUUGCUGUAACCGACAAAGAAACCUUCGAGUUAAGCACAUUCCUCGAUUUCAGCAAAGUCCCGAAACAUGGCCGAGAUGAGCUUCCUGAGCAGCGAGGUGUUGGUGGGGGGCUGGAUGUCCCCCUUCGACCAGUCGGGUUUGGGGGCUGAAGAAAGCUUAGGUCUGUUAGACGACUACUUGGAGGUGGCCAGGCACUCCGGACCUCAUGGGUUCUCUGGCGACAAGGCUAAGGCGGGCUCCUUCGAAUGGCUGGCUGUGGAUGGGGUGGUCUACGCCUCAGACAACGGUACGGAGGAUGCGUUCUCCGGGACAGAUUGGAUGGUGGAGAAGAUGGAUCUGAAGGAGUUUGAUUUCGAUGCUCUGUUGGGUGUAGAUGACCUGAUACCAGAUGAGCUUUUGGCCACGUUGGAUGACACGUGUGAUCUCUUCGACCCCCCAGUCCAGGAGACUAAUAAGGAGCCCCCUCAGACAGUGAACUCAAUUGGCCAUCCUCCAGAAAGUUUAACAAAAACCGACCAGGUUGCCCCUUUCACCUUUCUGCAAUCUCUUCCCCUUUCCCCAGGGGCUUUGUCCUCCACUCCAGAUCAUUCCUUCAGUUUAGAGCUAGGCAGUGAAGUAGAUAUCUCUGAAGGAGAUAGGAAGCCAGACUCGACUGCCUGCGGUACCGUGAUUCCUCAGUGCAUAAAGGAGGAGGAUGCUAAUUCAGAUAGUGAUAGUGGCAUCUGUAUGAGCCCGGAGUCCUCUGUGGGCUCUCCCCAGCGUAGCCCCUCUCACUCGGGGGGCUCUCCAAGUAGGAGCCUGCUGCUUCCAGGUGCCGUCUGUGUCUCUGCUCGCCCCAAACCCUAUGACCCUCCUGGAGAGAAGAUGGUAGCUGCAAAAGUAAAGGGUGAGAAACUGGAUAAGAAGCUGAAAAAAAUGGAGCAAAACAAGACAGCAGCCACUAGGUAUCGCCAGAAGAAGAGGGCGGAGCAGGAGGCCCUCACUGGCGAGUGUAAGGAGCUGGAGAAGAAGAACGAGGCUCUGAAAGAGAGGGCAGAUGCCUUGGCCAAGGAGAUCCAGUACCUGAAAGAUCUAAUAGAGGAAGUCCGCAAGGCAAGGGGGAAGAAGAGGGUCCCCUAGUUAGGGUAGUCAGGAGUGUGCUUGUACAUAGGCUUGUGCUUAAGCUUGUGUGUUGUAAUAAAUUAUUUUGUAGUGAAAGUA